AGUUUGCUUGUUGCCGAAGUGUGUGAGCGGUACGCUUCUCUGCAUCUGAAUAGUCAUCGUAUUUUCCCCUGCAAUUCAGACUGCUUGUGGGCGAGUAUCACAGUAUAUAAAGAGUGACUGGCAAACUGGAGGCGCUACUUUGCGUGGAGGAAGAUUUUGUUUCCCAUACAAAACAUUUUUUUAAUAACAAUCACAGACAGGCGGAUGUGGAUACAGACGUAAGCAAGCUAACUAUAGAAUAUCUCUGAGAAAAGGAUGUGACCUGCUGAGAAUAAGACUGUCCUUAGCGUAUUUCCAGAGCUAAGCCACAGCUGAGACCGCGUUAGCUUAUCUACAGGUGAUUAUAAUUGCAUUCGGUGUUUUGAAGAUUAGCCACGGUUUGGGCUGCAUGCAUUUGCAUUUCUUCUUCGCAUAUCAUAAAAAAGAAGACUGAGGUAAACCCGAUAUGGCUGUUUUCCUGCUUUGCCUACUCUUUCAGGUACAAAUAGGAUUUGUUAUUGGAUCAAAUCAUGGAUUUGAUGGGCGGGCUGUGCACCACAGGGAAAAGACUAUUAAAGGAAAGCAACCUAUUUAUAACAGUCAUAUGAACAACCCACAGUAUACGUCUUAUUUGAUGAAAUCCACCACUGAUCGCUCUUUCUUAGCACAGAAAAUAGAGGGAGAUCUACCCAUGGUCGCAACGGCUUUUCUUCAUACGGGGGAUUCUUCUAAAUUGAAAAAUGUCAACUGUUCCAAGGGAUACGAACUGGGGAGUCUACGGGGCAUGUCACACACUGCAUCCCAUUCCUCUCUGCAUAGUGCGCUGGAUACGGUGCUGCAUGCCACCAACUUCCUCAACAUGAUCCUGCAAGCAAACAGGUACAGGGAGAAAAACCUCCGAGGGGACAUCGAAUGGUACCACGCGUUAGUUAGGAGCAUUUUGGAAGGGGACCCCAAAAUUCAGAAGGCCGUGGUCACCUUCAACGAGGAACCCGUGUCGUCAGGUCCACAUGUGUUACUGCAAGCCACCAGAACGGACAGCGAAAUAGUACUCCAAGACUUGUCCUCCACGGCCCACCGCUUGAGAAACAAGACGCUGGAAACAGAGUGGUUCAAUGAGUUCAAAUCCAGGAGGAAGCCUCACCUGCACAGGAGGGUGUUGAUCCACGACAUCGCGUCGCUGGACGCUUCACUGAGAAGAGGAGACAGUUACGUGGUUGAUAAAACUCACAUCAAGUGGUCUGCACCUUACCUUGAGUGUCAAAAUGGAAAUUUUAUCCCCCACUGGCUUCUUACUCUAUCGGCUGGAUUCUAUGGACUUAGACCAAACCUCAUCCCCGAAUUCAGGGGUGUGGUUAGGGUGGACAUUAACCUCCAAGAUGUGGACAUUGACCAGUGCUCCAGUGAUGGAUGGUUUGCAGGAACUCAUAGGUGCCACUUGAACAGCACAGAGUGCAAACCAAUUAAAGGACUUGGAUUUGUUCUUGAUGCGUACCAAUGCAUCUGCAGACAUGGAUUCUACCAUCCCAGCCGGCUCUCAGUCAAUGGCUAUACAAAGAAAGCAAAAGAAAAUCCAGUUUCUGGGAGCCCAUAUGAAGAGGAGUUGUCUGAUGGAGUGCACGAGUGUCUGCCCUGCAGAGCAGGAUGUUCUUACUGCACAGACGAGAGCCCCUGCUAUGCCCAGGAGGAUGGGUACUUACGGAUAUCUAUCCUUUCCUUCCAUGCAGUCUGCAUGCUGAUGGAUUUCAUCAGCAUGCUGGUUGUCUAUCAUUUUCGGCGAAACAAGAGUAUCCGAGCUUCGGGUUUGGUUCUUCUGGAAACCAUUCUGUUCGGAGGCUUGCUUCUUUACUUUCCUGUUAUUAUUCUAUACUUUCCGCCGAGCAUAUUCCGAUGUAUUCUUCUGAGAUGGGUUCGUCUUCUCGGCUUUGCUAUUGUUUAUGGAACAGUGACUCUCAAGCUCUUCAGAGUUCUAAAGGUGUUCCUGUCCCGAACAGCGCAGAGAAUUCCUUACAUGACGAGCUGGCGAGUGCUCAGAAUGCUGGCAGUGAUUCUGCUCAUUGUGUGCUGGUUUCUGAUUUCCUGGACCUCUGCUGUCUGUCAGAACAUGGAUAGGAAUGUGUCCUUCAUUGUUGAUGGAAGAACUUCAGACAACCUGCAGUUUAAAAGGUGUCUGCUGGACCGUUGGGACUACAUGAUGGCCAUUGCUGAAUUUCUUUUCCUCUUGUGGGGAGUUUAUCUCUGCUAUGCCGUACGGACAGUGCCAUCAGCAUUUCAUGAGCCACGUUACAUGGCCGUUGCUGUCCAUAAUGAACUCAUUAUCUCUGCAAUAUUCCAUAUCAUUAGGUUCACUGUAGCCUCUACACUUCAUCCAGACUGGAUGCUUAUGCUCUUCUUUGCUCACACACACUUGACAGUGACUGCUUCCUUGGGGUUGCUGCUAUUACCUAAGUUCCUGCUAGCAAGGAGUAACCAGAGAGACGACACUGCUGCUGAAGCCUAUGAGGAUGACCUUGAUUUAGGCAGGUCGGGGUCCUAUCUGAACAGCAGCAUUGCUUCAGCCUGGAGUGACCACAGCCUGGAUCCAGAUGACAUCCGGGAAGAACUGAAGAAACUUUAUUCUCAGCUUGAAAUCUAUAAGAGGAAGAAGAUGGUCGCCAACAAUCCACACUUGCAGAAGAAAAGAAGUUCUAAGAAGGGGCUUGGCCGCACCAUAAUGAGGCGCAUUACUGAGAUUCCAGAGACUGUAAGCAGACAGUGCAGCCGGGAAGACAAGGAAUUGGGGGAUCAUACUAGUGCCAGAAACAGCAUCAGCACUUUGAGGAGAAACCCCUUUGACCCUGCGCACUCCAGCACAAAAACCAAAGAGGAGUCUUUGAAAAGCAAAGUCUUCUCCAUCAAGAAGUCACACAGCAGCUAUGAUCACGUAAGGAACCAGAGCGAGGACUCCAGCAGCCCCACCACUGAGAAGAUGGAAGUUUCUACCACUGAGAGCUCCCUCUUAGAUACCUUAAUGGGCAAGGGGAAACAGGAGAAAAAGUCCACAGAGAAUAUUGAGGCUGAAUCCACAGAGUCUCUUCCAUUAGUUUGCAAAUCUGCCAGUGCACACAAUUUGACAGCAGAUAAGAAACCUUUGCACCCCAGAACAUCCAUGUUGCAGAAAUCCCUCAGUGUUAUUGCCAGUGCCAAGGAGAGAACCCUGGGGCUCACAGGAAAAGCCCCAAGCCUUGAGGAAAACAGCAGACAGCAGAAGGGGAGAGAGUCCAACAAGCCUCACUCUGAGAAGAGCGACCACCAGCAGAAAAAUGUCGCCAGCCAUGCGGAAGAGGCUAAAAAGUCCAAUAAACAAGGAAUAAUGAAGCCCCAGGGGAGUAGCAGUCAGACUUCUCUCAGCCCUGACCCAGGGAAGACAGGACCCAAAGAUCAGUUUGAUGUGGCUGAGGUUUGCCCAUGGGAGGUUCAGGACCUUCCUCCCACUCCACCAGAAAAUAAGGCCCAGAAGCACGUAUCUAUCGCUCCGAUGGAAUCCAUAUCAGCCCAUGGGUCCCACGCAAAGGGUAAAUCACAGAACAAGCAGAAAGCUACGGAGAAUUUGUCUUCACAAAUUAAACAAGAAACUCAGAAGAACCUUGACAAGUCAGAAAUAUGCCCUUGGGACAUUGAGGAGCCCCAAGAUUUGAUAGAGGGGUCUAAACCACUGGCAAACCACCAGUCUGUACCAGCCCUUUCUAAAGGCGAGCACUCUAGUAAAGCUCAGAAGGCUGAGAUUUGUCCCUGGGAGUUUGAAGAGAUGGUAGCCCGCGGAGUUGAAGCUAGACAACCAGAGCCAGACAAGAUCAAGCAAGGAGGGCAGAAAAAGAAUGCAUUCCCAGUUGAUGUUCAAGGCAAGCAACUUCUGUCGAAUGCCUCACAAUCUAACAGCAGCUCACAGCUGCCUACACCCAAAAAGGCAGAAGUCUGCCCGUGGGAUUAUGACACUGAGUUGUCACCUAAUUCUGACACAACUGCUGCCCCCACUGCCUCUUUGAAAACAAAAGACACAACUCAGAAGAAGAAAGGACUGUUCUCAAUUUCAAAAGAUAAGGAAAGGGGACGAGACAGGGAUGAUGAAAAGGGUAAAGCCAAGAGCAGAGAGAAGGCUGUGUUUACAAAAGGUACACAGAAACCUGUCGGCCAAUCAAAACUCGCAGAAAUGUGUCCCUGGGAAACUGAAAGCAGCCUGGAUACUUCAACACAGGAAAGAAAAAGCACAUUGAAUGAACUGAGUGCAGCCAAGAACAAACAAGCAGAUAUUUGCCCCUGGGAAUUCGAGGGCUUUCCUGAUACUAAAGAACUUGACAAAAAUACUUGCAGAGAAAAACUCAAUCCAAAUUCCAAAGGGGGAGCAGCUGGUCAAACCAGAUUGGCUGAGGUUUGUCCAUGGGACUUUGAUGACCAAACAACUGGCAAUAAUGCAUGACACGUCACAUGUUUUCAAUUCAGCAUAUUCAUUGCUCAUGGAGCUUUAUUUUUCACAUGAUGAACCUCAUAAACCCCAAAAGACAAAGAGAAGUAACAGGAAUGAACAGAAGGGAGGUUUUACCUAGGUUGCCUUUUUCCUCCAAAUAUCAUUAGUUUUUUUCUUCCUUUUAACAAACUGUCACGUCUGAUAUAAAGCAUUCCAGAUUGAUAGUGAGUAUUUUCUGAAUUUUUGCUGAUGUAUGGCAAUAUUCUAAUAUUUCAAAUUAUGCAACUGUACGGCACUUUUACUGCAACAUAAAAUACCAGUUUUAACUGUACGGUACUUUCAGCUUCAUUCACAUUUAAUACGUGUACACAUGGCCACUGAUGUCACAAGUUGUUUUACAUUGCUGUUUUAUUUGUUGUGGUUUAUAUGGUGGAUCUUCUGUUCUGUCUAGUGUUUACAGAUCCCAGUAUAUAUCCUUCAAAAUUAUAGUUUAAUAAUGAAUAUUAUUCAGGGUUUUUUAUAUAGUGAAUUUAUAUGCUUUGAUUUUCCCACCAGAGGUAUGCAUACCCUUGGUUUAUAUUGCAUUCAGUGGUCCUACCAAGAAUCCAUUUAUCUUAAAGCACGGUCCUGGUCCUGGAGGGCUGGUGUCCCUCCUGGUUUUUGUUCCAAAUGUACCGUAAAUUACGUAAUUGGACCAAUUAAGUUCUUAUUAGAAGCUUAAUUGGUCCAAUUAAGUAAUUUAAGGUACAGUUGGAACAAAAACCAGGAGGGACAUCGGCCCUCCAGGACCAGGAUUGGAGACCCGUCUUAAAGUGUAAAUUACUUACCGUAAUGAUUUGUUUAUAUAUGUUUUAGGUUAGUAAAGCUAAUUCAAUCAGUUAUGUCUGUGUGUUUGUAUUAUAAGACAAGCAAAUAUUACAUUUCUUUAAAACUAUUAAGGCUUAAGCAUAGUAUAUUGAUGUAGGCGUGUCUUAGUUAGAGGAUUUAUAUUAUCCAAAGUGCUAGAAAUAUAAUCAAACAGAACUUUAAGCUUCUUAUUUUUUUACAAAAGAAUACCAUGCAACUCGGUGGAAUCAUGGUCAACAGUGUGUGGACGGCCUGUUAUAAAAAGUAGCUCAAUCAGAUAUAACCCUUGUGGAUAAUGGACAUUCUAUUGGACUUCAAUGUCAUGUCUAAGUCUUUAGUCGUAUUUAUUGCUGUACAGUACAUGAAAAGGAUUUCACUUCCGGGUUACAAGUUCAGUACCAGUCAAGACUCGAAUGCAAGCUGGAGUCCUGUGUGAAACUGCAUUCUCCAGUUCUGAAUAGACAUGUGUACACACCACUAAAAACUCUAUCACAAUCAGUAAUAAAUAAUUAUUUUGUUCAAAUUUGCUCAAAGGGAAAGCAUUGUAUAAGCAUGGAGAAUGAACUACCAUUCAGCCCACACAUCAUUGUUUUAAACCAGGCUUUUCCCAUUGUAAUACUGUACUAUGCAUCACCAUACUUAAAUAUGUUUUCUUUGUAGUUCCCAGGGAUUUCCCAUGCUUAACCAUGCUUUCACUUUGCUUUGAAUAUAGUAUCAUACUUUUACCAGUUAUCUGCAUUAAAAUGUGUAUAAAUGGAGGUUGAGGUACAUUGGUGGGGCUGUGUGGGAAACUUGGCUAGAAUAUACUACACCUGCUUGCAGUACUUCAGUGUCCAGUGUUGACAAUCUGUCACCUUUAUAAAUCAGUUAUGCUUGUUAUGUCUUUUAUCUGUGUAAUAAACAGAAUGCUUUGUUUAAUGAUUACUCCUUCAAAUGUCCUAUUUAACCAUGUGCUGUGUCAGAGCCAUUCAAUGCCAGAUUUGUCUGGGUAUAAUUUUUUAAAAAUAAAUCAGUCGGGUUUGAAAAAGUCCAGUUGGUAGAAAUUUUACUCAGCUAAUUUAGUAAUAAUAACUUGUUCUAAUUGAAUGUGCUAAUUGUUCUAUUUUAGAGUAUUUUUGCCUUGCUCUUUUGCAUGAAAACAAGAAUUGGUAGGACUGACAUUUCACUGCCCUAAAUAACUUUAGCUAUUGGACGGUUAUGAAUUGUAUAGUGAGUGAAACUGUACCUUACCCACUGUAUUCUGUGCUUGUUAUAAUAAUCCUCUAUGACGAGCUAUAGCAUCCACCUGAAAAUAUUUGGUAAAUUUAUAUUGUGUUGUGAUAGCAUGUAAAUAAAAUAUCUUCUCUGCAAUAAACAUUUAUAUAA
Messenger RNA from Acipenser ruthenus (sterlet), 6634 nucleotides. RefSeq names its product probable G-protein coupled receptor 158. The transcript has 11 exons. The record is from RefSeq and is a predicted model, not a curated record. Gene Ontology annotation, molecular function: G protein-coupled receptor activity. NCBI's taxonomy places the organism in Eukaryota, Metazoa, Chordata, Actinopteri, Acipenseriformes, Acipenseridae. Bases 446 to 4435 code for a protein of 1329 amino acids. Gene Ontology annotation, cellular component: membrane. Gene Ontology annotation, biological process: G protein-coupled receptor signaling pathway.